Crotalus tigris (Tiger rattlesnake) is the source of this 3985-nucleotide messenger RNA. RefSeq names its product prostaglandin E receptor 1 (gene PTGER1). Gene Ontology annotation, cellular component: plasma membrane. Lineage: Eukaryota; Metazoa; Chordata; Lepidosauria; Squamata; Viperidae. Gene Ontology annotation, biological process: inflammatory response; adenylate cyclase-activating G protein-coupled receptor signaling pathway; positive regulation of cytosolic calcium ion concentration. Bases 491 to 1696 code for a protein of 401 amino acids. The transcript has 2 exons. Gene Ontology annotation, molecular function: prostaglandin E receptor activity; thromboxane receptor activity. The record is from RefSeq and is a predicted model, not a curated record.
CCUGCAGAUUAGUCUUCAAAUAUCGAAAAGGAGGACAUGAAGGAGGACACUUUUUGAGGGAGGACAGAACUUACAAAAGGAGGACUGUUCUCCCUAAAGGAGGACGGUUGGUCACCUUAUUAAUAUUCAGUCUGAGUUGAGCUUUUGGUUGAAGGAGAGGUGCCUAGGAGGUUAAGGCCCUGUGGAUUUUAGCUCUCCUUCUCUCUUUAAAAAGAAUUUACUUGACUACUUGUUCAUGAAAGCCUUACUUCCUUUCCCCAUGUUUCUGUUACUUCUCCUCUUCAUUGAAAGUACAUAUGUUGGGUUCUAUGAUAAAACACGUAAUCCAAAUCAGGUUGUAAAUUUAAGAAAAGAUUUUUUUCAAAAUACAAGAGAAGUCAGUCAGGGCAGGAGAGAAAUAACCGGCAAGACAAAAGAGAAAGUUAGGAGAGGCUACGUUAAAUUGUACAGAAAAAUUGGCUUCUCUUGCCUUUGGGUUCUGUAGGAGCUGAUGGCUGGGAGCAAGAGAGGAAGUAGGGAGAGCCAGCUUUCAUGGACAGAAAUGGAGGGGCUAAUCCUCUUUCCCCCCCCCCUUUGCAGAUGCCUGAACGUGGAAGCAGCCGUUGACAGGAUGUUUGCUAUGCACCCCCCCAAUGCUUCUCAAGCACCUGCCAUUCAUCUGGUGAACAGUUCCUCUUCAGAUCAUACAGAGCUGGUGAAAACGCCAUCAAGUGCUUCUUCUCCUGCUGCCCCCAUCUUCUCCAUGACCUUAGGGGCAGUCUCUAAUAUUGUGGCCUUGGUAAUCCUAGUGCAGUCCUACAUCCGCUUACGGCGUCGUUCCAAGGCCACGUUCCUGCUGUUUGCCAGCAGCUUGGUUAUCACAGACCUAGCAGGCCAUGUCAUUCCAGGCUCCUUUGUGUUGCAACUCUAUGCCACACGGCGCGGUUGGACAGCCAUGGAUCCCACCAGAGCUCUCUGCCAGUUCUUUGGUGCUUCCAUGGUAUUUUUUGGACUAUGCCCUCUCUUUCUGGGCCUCAUGAUGGCAGUGGAGCGCUGCAUUGGCAUCACUCGCCCUUUGCUUCAUGCCACAGUGGUCACGCCAGGCCGAACGAAGCUUUCCUUGGUAGGACUGUGGGCCACUGCUCUUGCCAUUGCCCUGAUGCCUCUCUGCAGUUUUGGAAAAUAUGUUGUCCAGGCCCAAAACACUUGGUGUUUUAUCAAGGUGCGAGAGGCAGAAGAAUGGUCUGAGAUAGCUUUUGCCCUGCUCUUCUCCCUUUUGGGUUUGGUCUCCCUGGUGGCUUCUCUCAUCUGCAACACAUUCAGCGGGUUCAUCCUGGUGCGAGCUCGUCUCCGUGGUCAGCGCAAAUGCGGUCGGCGGAAAGCCAAAGCUCAUGACAUUGAAAUGGUCGUACAGCUUGUGGGCAUCAUGGUGGUCUCCUGUAUCUGUUGGAGUCCGUUAUUGGUCAUUGUCAUCUUAUCAGUGAGCAACUCUCAUAAAGCUUUGAAUUAUGAUCAGCUGCUAUUCCUUGGUGUGCGGCUGGCCUCCUGGAACCAGAUCCUGGACCCGUGGGUAUAUAUAUUGCUGCGACGUGCAGUGCUGCGUAAGCUUCUGGCGCUACUUCUAAGGCGCCCUGACCUCAAAACAACACACUUUGACCGCUGGGAGGCCAGCUCCUUCCAGAGCUCCGAGCGCAGUGUUGCUGCUGGUCGCAUCUAGUAUUGGGUGGAGAAAGCAAGAGUUGAUCUACUUGAAAGCACUUUGAACCUUCCUGGAAUUCAGAAUCCAGCAAACUGGGCGGCUGCUGGUGGUAUAGGCAAUACUACCGAUAAAUUGGCAGUUUCAAAUCUUGGCAGCAGAUACGAAGUUCAGUAUUUUGAAGCAGCCUCCUGCCUGUUUCUGACUUUCUUAUGAGAGGGGGAGAGACAGAGACAGAGAUAUGAUCUUCUUGCGUGAAGGAGAGUAAAUAUAUCAUACUGCAAAUGAAAAGUCAUGAUGCCCAUGAAUUCAUUUUGAUAUGGUGGCUUCUAUUGGACAUCUGUGGAGGAGACCUUUGCUCAGAGGUAAAGAAUACAUUAUACAUUCCUAAUACUUUCAGUAAAACAGAACUGAGGAAAAACUCUCUCUGCUCUCAAACAGUCAUCAGUAUCAAAAGGAGACAGUUCUUGACCAGGUAAACGGAAAGCAGGCCAGUAUGUUUUGAUAGGAAAAUGAUGAUUUAGUGCAUUUUGAAAGCCAUAUGUCCUUCCUGAUACGGACUGCACUGUGCACAAUGAACAGCCUGGUAAUUAUUCAGGCUAUAUUCCAAAGCUGAAGAAUGUUACCUUUCUUGUAUAGCGCAAGAGCAAGAGUGUGAAUCUUGCUCUUGUGAAUCAUCAGGCGAGAAGACAUCCCAGGUAGCCUCCUUCCUUGGACAUUCAGCUCAGGUAGACCAUCAUCCUGCUGCACUUUCCGAGCCAGAGAGUAGCCAUUCAAGUCCAACCCUGUCAGGGCAGCUAUUUUAACGUGCUGCCAGAAAUGAUCUGGGUACUUGGAGCCUAUGAUGCAGAUUUUCCACAAUGUUGAGGCUGCUGCGUGUGUAAAGGAAUUUGUGUCUAAAAUUUGCCGUGCUUCCACACAAGGAAUCUGAUGCAAUGUAUCGUUUCACCAUUGCAUAUAGAUUGCACAAAGGCACGUGCUUAUGGUUCAGGGCGGCCUUUAAUUUAAACAUGAAUGUAGAAAUUCUAGAGAACUCUUUCAUGGGCCUCGUGGAGAGAUUUAAAAAAGGCUGAAAAAUGUGAUGUCACGUGGCCUGCCAAAUUCAGAAAGCACCUUUCAGAAGAGUAAGUAGAUUCACAGCAUUGUUUUCUCACAGAAGACAUCUGCAACAAUUCUGUCCUAGAAUGGAUUUCAACAAAUUGUUGCUGAUGAUUCUACAAAAUAAUAUCCUUUGGGAACCGGUGAGACUGACCCACAGACUGCAAGAGGAUGCCUCUGUCUGCUGCUCUACUCUUAAGCUCUGGGAAGCUGGGAAGAACAGAGCAAAGGACAAUGGGAAAGUCCUGAAAUGAUUGAUCGGUAGGGGCUGGCUGUGGCAUAGCCGUACCCUGUGGGAAUUCUUAAUCAGCACCAGGCACUCUACGAUAAAGCACUUCAGUGGGGUAUUCUGGCCCUUCAUGCUUUAUUUUCUUCAAGUCCCUGACAUGCUUCCCACAUGCUUGUCGUCAGCAGCCUGUGCCAGCCCAACUAAUCUAGUCAGCCUCAGGGUCCCAUUUAUUGUUCCAUGUGUUUUGUUUUCAUUCAGUGACUGCUUAUUGUCAUCUGGCAGCUGGAGCAUGUAAAAUCGAGCUUGCAGAAUCCUGGUUGAAAGCUGGCAAACAAGUGGGAUCAAACAGCAGAAGGAAAAUUAUGACUGUUGUGGGAAUUAGUUGGGGAAAAAGAGGUGAAGUUGGGAGAUCUGUUGCUCCAGGUUCAAAUAUUCUGCCCCAGUCUACACACCUGGUAUUGCCCUGCCAACCCUAUCCUUCAAUAUGUUUGUAAACACACAGCUGUUUUGCUAUGUUCCUCUAAUAUCUAGUGGGCUGCACCCACGUGACCCAGCUGCAGCUGAAAUGGGUCUCUGCUGUUCAUUGGCCUUUUAAUAAAUUAUUUAUUUGUGUGCAACAUUCUAAAGGGCAUGUUUGGUGGUGCCUUGGCUGAAAUUCCAUUGCUACACACAACACUUCGAUUACUCCAUGCACUAUUUUUGCUUUUCUGUUGUACUGCCCACUGAUUGAAUUUUUAAAAAUUUCCUUGAAACUGUAGGUUUACUGUUUAACUAUUGACAACUAGUGGCAGCAAAAAUUAAUGAUUCUGUAUUACUUGACUGCCAUUUAGUGCUUGUCUGAGUCUCUGUAGCUGCUAGAUAUGUUCUAGAGCAGUGGUGGCGAACCUACGGCACGCGUGCCAGAGGCGACACUCAGAGCCUUCUCUGUGGGCACGCGUGCCAUUGCCCCAGCCCUGCCAUCCCCUGCGGCCCCCUCCUCACCA